CGUUGCUGUCUGGUCAUACUGUUCCGCAAUCAGCUGUUUUACCUGGCAAAUUUUGUGGGAUCAAGAAAAACCAAAUUCGAAACAAAACCAUGGCCGGACGUGAAGCCGUCAAGCGCGCCGUACAACAAGUGCGUCCCAUUCUCUCCGUGGACCGCGAGGAAGCACGAAAGCGUGCCCUUAAUCUCUACAAGGCCUGGUACCGUCAAAUUCCUUACAUUGUUAUGGACUAUGACAUUCCCAUGACCGUAGAGCAAUGCCGGGAUAAGUUGCGCGAAGAAUUUGUUAAAAAUCGCCAUGUAAGCGACAUACGCGUGAUCGAUAUGCUGGUCAUCAAGGGCCAAAUGGAGCUGAAAGAAUCUGUCGAGAUUUGGAAGCAAAAGGGUCACAUUAUGCGCUACUGGAAGGAAUCGCAAGAACCAAAACCCACGGACUUCCUUUCAAAAUUCAUUCAGGGCGUUAAUUAGAAUUCUUUACAAUUUGAAAUAGUGUUUAAAAUAUAUGAAAAAUCGUGUAAAACGAGAAACACGGCAGGCAGUUUGUUGCGCUUCUGAAA
Messenger RNA from Drosophila willistoni, 553 nucleotides. It is a transcript of the gene ND-B14, whose product is annotated as NADH dehydrogenase [ubiquinone] 1 alpha subcomplex subunit 6. The transcript has 3 exons. The record is from RefSeq and is a predicted model, not a curated record. Gene Ontology annotation, biological process: response to oxidative stress. The coding region runs from base 90 to 464 and encodes 124 amino acids. NCBI's taxonomy places the organism in Eukaryota, Metazoa, Arthropoda, Insecta, Diptera, Drosophilidae.